CCCGCCUCGGUGUCACCCUCCCCCCCAAUGGGUGCUGCCGGCGGGGCCUUGUCCCACGCGGUGCUGGCCGCUGUCUGCCUGCUCUGUGCCCAGCGGGCCCGGCAGGUCACCGAGGGCCCAGCCGCUGGCUUCCUUCUGCAGGCCUUGACAGCUGCCAGCGAUGCCCUGGCACCACUGUGGUCUGUCGUUGUCACCAGGGGAGGUGACAAUGAUCCUGACCCUUUCCCUGGUGUCUGGAUCUCAGCCAUGCUGGCUCAACCUUUGGUGGCCUUCGGCUUCCAUCGCCUCAGUGGUGACCAGGCCACUGCCAACCUGCUGUUGGGAGGUGCCACAGCGCUGGCACUCAUCACAGCUGUCACCACCAGCACUGGCACUGCACGGGCACCAGCGGAGGGACACUUGAUGGCUGCUCAUGCUGUCACUUUCCUCACCACCUGCAGCCUCCUCACUCUUGCUGGCCUUACUGGCAAUGGCACCGCAGCCCUGGGCGGGCUCCUGGUGGCUGCUGGCCACCUGCUGCCAGCACCUGACACCCAACAAGUGUGGCAUCCAUGGGUGCUGGCAGCGGGGAAUUUGGCACUGGAGAGGGCACUGAGGGUGCAGAAGCUGGGUGUGGAGUGAGCCAUGUGGCACCGUAUGGCACCAUGAGGUGUGUGAGGAGUAAAGUGCCAUAUGGUGAUGGUUCUGUGCCUGUGGGGUCAUUGUGGGUGUGGGUGCCACU
Molecule: messenger RNA, 721 nt
Organism: Dryobates pubescens (Downy woodpecker)
Lineage: Eukaryota; Metazoa; Chordata; Aves; Piciformes; Picidae
Gene: TMEM276
Product: transmembrane protein 276
Exons: 2
Coding region: 28-621 (197 amino acids)
Source: RefSeq, a predicted model, not a curated record